AAGAGUCACGUUUGCCACCGGUAAAACGUUUAGUUGUGACCAAUAGGUCCGUUCGGAAGGAACGGUUACCUACUCGCACUCGUGGUUGUCGUUGCACUUGUGAUCAACAUGUUCGGCUUCAAAAAAGGAACUGUCAUUGGGAUGAUAGUGGGGCUCUGCGUGGCCGUUGGUGUCAUCGUCGCUAUUGUUAUUCUCACGAGAAAUGCGAAUAGCUCGGGAGAGAAAACGCGCGAGUGGGAGAGCAAAUUCGUUAGUCAAUCAAUCUUAGGAGAAUUUCAAAAGGCUGCUGUAGCAACGAAUGGACUGGAGUGUUCGGACAUAGGGGCUGAAAUGCUCCGGAGAAACGGUUCAGCGGUGGACGCGGCGAUAGCAGCACUUCUGUGCGAGGGCGUAUCGUCUUCUCACAGUAUGGGGAUCGGUGGAGGAUUUCUGAUGACGAUUUGGGACGCGGAGAAGAACGAAUCCGUGUUCCUCGAUGCGAGGGAAACGGCACCUGGUAAAGCGCACGAAGAAAUGUUCAAGGGGAACGCGUCACUUUCAUUGUUCGGUGGAUUAGCUAUCGCUGUGCCCGGCGAAAUCGCCGGAUACUGGGCGGCCCACCAGAAAUACGGGAAACUCCCCUGGAAGGACUUGUUCGAGCCGACGAUAGCUCUGUGCAAAGAAGGAGUUGUAAUCAACGAAUACGUUGCCCACAAUUUCAGAAAUAAGGAGCACUUGAUCAAGGAGCAGCCGAGUCUCGCGGAGAUCCUCAUCAAUCCCAAAACAGGGAGGACGUGGACGGUCGGUGACAGACUCUUCCGGCCGAAAUUGAAUACAACGUUGAAGUUGAUAGGCGAACAUGGCCCAAGUAUUCUUUACAAUGGCACGAUGGGUGAACAGAUAAUCAAGGAAAUUAAGGGAUUUGGGGGGAUUAUGGAGAUGGAUGACUUGAGAAAUUACAGACCGAGGUGGAACACUCCGGCUAAAGCAACUCUCGGGGAGUUCACAGUCCUCUCAGCCCCACCCCCAGGCUCAGGACUAAUCCUCACAUUCAUUCUAAAUGUCUUGCAAGGACUCGUUCCAACAUCGAAUGAGGGAGAUUUCUGGCAGCGAAUGAUCGAAGCCUUCAAGUGGGGGUACGCGAGGCGAACGCAGCUGGGGGAUGAUAAAUUCGAGGAUCUAGGUGAUAUAAUCGCGAAUUUGUCGUCUCAGAGCUACGUAGAGGAGAUCAGAAGCAAGAUUAAGGACGAUUGGACAAGCACUCACCCGAAGUACUACGGAGUGGAUGUGGCUGUUCCUAAUGAUUCAGGAACCUCUCACGUGUCUGUUCUGGCUCCUGACGGCUCUGCCGUAUCUGUAACGUCAACUAUAAAUCAAAUAUUUGGUGCAAUGAGGCGAUCACAAUCAACCGGAAUAAUCUUCAACGACGAAAUGGACGACUUCAGUUCUCCCGGCAUAACAAAUGGCUUUGAUCUCCCUCCAUCGCCAAGGAACUUUAUCAAGCCUGGUAAAAGACCCAUGAGUUCAAUGGUACCGACGAUUGUGAUAAACUCCAAAAACGAAGUGCAAAUGGUGGUUGGAGCAGCUGGAGGUUCGAAAAUCCCGAGUGCUGUGGCCCUGUCGAUGGUCCUGAACCUCUGGACUGGCUACAACAUAAAAGAAGCUGUGGACGCCAGGCGCCUCCACCACCAGGUGCUCCCGAUGAGAAUCGAGGUGGAGAAGGGCUUCUCCCAGCCUCUCCUCAAGCACAUGAUAGAGAUCGGCCACAAUACCACUUACUUCAAUGGAAUCGGAAGCGCAAUCUGCGCGAUAUCUAGACUCAAUCACGAGGGAAUCACCGCAAACUCGGAUUAUCGUCGGCAAGGAGGUGUUGCUGGCUAUUAGAAUUGUAGAUAUCAAUUUGUAAUUAAUUCAUCCCUGUCAAUUCAUGUAAAUUCAUGUAUUAUGUAAAUAUAGAGAAUAUUUUUAUUUAUGUU
Molecule: messenger RNA, 1955 nt
Organism: Diachasma alloeum
Lineage: Eukaryota; Metazoa; Arthropoda; Insecta; Hymenoptera; Braconidae
Product: glutathione hydrolase 1 proenzyme
Exons: 10
Coding region: 109-1863 (584 amino acids)
Biological process (GO): glutathione catabolic process
Cellular component (GO): plasma membrane
Molecular function (GO): glutathione gamma-glutamate hydrolase
Source: RefSeq, a predicted model, not a curated record